Messenger RNA from Phycodurus eques (leafy seadragon), 2412 nucleotides. RefSeq names its product cytokine receptor family member B16 (gene il20rb). Lineage: Eukaryota; Metazoa; Chordata; Actinopteri; Syngnathiformes; Syngnathidae. The transcript is spliced from 7 exons. The coding region runs from base 131 to 1045 and encodes 304 amino acids. Gene Ontology annotation, molecular function: interleukin-20 binding. The record is from RefSeq and is a predicted model, not a curated record.
UAACAUCAGCAUCCGGACUCGAGCAGAGGAACCUGCCGCUCGGCUUCCAAGAAACGACAAAUUCGACAAAAGAAACGUCUUACCGCAAAAACAAUCGUAGUCGGAACGCGCGUCCUACUCGCCGCCGGAGAUGGUGGACCGGCUGGCGGCCAGAAUCUUCUGGACCCUGGCGCUGAUCCAAGGGGACCUCCCGCACUACGUUCGGAGUGCGCCGCCGCCGCCGCCAGGUCGCGUGACCGUGGAUUCGGUCAACAUGAGGCACAACCUGAGAUGGCGCCCCCCGCAGGGCCAAUGCAGCACCCCGCUGCUCUACUCGGUGCAGUUUCAAGGCGAGUUCGAGGUGACGGUUCUGGACGGCGCGUGGCUGGAUUCUACCGAGUGUCAGGACAUCGCGCGCACUCACUGCGACCUUUCCUUGGACCUGGGCUCCGACUCGGACUACAACGUCCGCGUGCGAGCGCGCUGCGGCUCCAAAACGUCGUCGUGGGCGCAACUGGCGGCGCCGUUCAACAGGAGGCACACCGUGUUGACGGUGCCCCACAUGACGGUGACGGCGGCGGGCGACACCCUCCUGGUGUCCUUCGACCAGGCCCCGCCCACGGCGUCCAUCGAGGUGGAGGUGCGGAAGCGCGGCGAUGCCCUCGACAAGGUUCUUGUGUUCGCCGUUCGGGCCGAGCAGAAGCUGCUGCACGUCACCGAGCUGCAGGACAGAGCGAUCUACUGCGUGCGGGCGCACCUGCUGCUGGGAGAGAAAACGCGCAGCCAACACACCGAAGAUCAGUGCGUGCCCGUCUCAGGUCCCGACGCCCCCUGGAAGAGUCCCACGACGGGCGUGCUGACGCUGCUCCUCAUGCUGGGCGUGACCUCCGCCCUCUUCUGGUGCAUCGUCCAGUGCCGCGCGCAACACUACUGCCGCCGCUACUUCCACAAGGAGGCGCUGCCACGCUCGCUGCUCCUUGACGCGCCCUCCGCGCCCGCCGUGUCGAGCGGGCCCGACGAGGAGGUGUGCGCGCACGUGCGGGUGGUACCGAAGGACCGUCGCUAGAACCGGGCCAGCGCGUCCGCAAGGAUCACGGUUGACGUCGUAGGAUCGCUGUUGGACCUUUGCGGCUUUUUUCUUCUUCUUGUCCUCGUGGGACCGGGUCACAUUUGUCGCAGAAGGUCCAGAAUGUUCCUCAGAACCUCCGCCGUACAUAAACGAGCCACGAUUGCGACGCUGAUCAAACGGACUCAGAAGAACGUUACGCUCCGGCUCCGCCAACAGAACCACGAGCGCAAAAACGUUUCACUGAAAAGACACUUUCACUGUUGUGUUUCCGGUGAAGAUUGCGGCUCACGCGUUCAUUGGGCAAGGUCCGCAAUCUCGCCCGGAACCUCCGGCACGGAACAGUUCUGCUGUCGAUCGACCGGGCCGAGAAGAUCAUUCCACGUCACUUUCAGAACCUCGUAGCAUGACUUCGGGAUCUUCUAAAGAAAAGAGAUUGCUAGCUCGUCCCAAAAAUUCUUUCACGCUGCUUCUGGAAGAAGACGCCGAAGUCGGCGCCAUGAGCACCGUUGCCAAUAUGAAUGACGCUGUCGGCCACAUUAGCAUAUUGGCAAUAUUAGCACGAUCGGUGAUGCCACGUUACACUGACAGGAAAUUUGAGCUUUUUCUGGCUCCUUUCCAUUUUCAAAAGUCAUCUUCAAGCCUUUUGGAUUCCUCCGUGCUCAUCGCAGCAUGGAACGCUGCCGCAGUUCUUUAUUUCAGCUGCAGUCGUUCCAAAAAUUCUCUCUCUUAAGAUGAGGCGCAAGGUCCAGACGGUCCCUCAGGACCCCGACGACGACAUUUGCGGUAAUUAUCAAUAAUCCAACGGCACGUCUGAUUGUAACACUGUAGACCCAAGUGUUCAUUCCCAAAAAUUGAACAUUUAAACUGCGCUUCAAUAUAUUUGAGGGGGGAAAACUAAAGCUGUAAAUGUUUCAAAACAAGCGUUUCUUAAAAUGAUUUUUUCCAAUUCAAGGUAUAAAUACAACGGAACUGCAUUGCAAAAAUAUAUACAGUACCGCAUUUUUCAAAACAAAUAUGUUGUACGCGCAAGGCCCAUCAUCUCCACCGCACGUCGACGUGGACGAAAGAUUCUGAUGUCGAUCGACCGGGCCGAGAAAACAAAACCUGACGUCCUCUAACGGCAAAUCGGGGAAUACCAAACACCAGGCGAGUCGGGUGGCGACGAUGUUUAUUUGUGGAAUGUCAGCUUGCACACAAAACCUUUUGACCAAGUGGACUCCCAAAACAACUUGUUGAUACUUUUCUUCCACUCUGUACAACUUACACACAAAUACAUUUUUGACCUAAACAACAUUUGUUGUUCAUUUUAGCAGGAAAUCCAACAAACGUUGACAUUUUUCUUCACUUUUUACAAACUCCCUUCU